Coregonus clupeaformis (lake whitefish) is the source of this 6020-nucleotide messenger RNA. RefSeq names its product syntaphilin-like. The record is from RefSeq and is a predicted model, not a curated record. Gene Ontology annotation, cellular component: mitochondrion; cytoplasmic microtubule. Gene Ontology annotation, biological process: neuron differentiation. The transcript has 5 exons. Bases 69 to 2117 code for a protein of 682 amino acids. NCBI's taxonomy places the organism in Eukaryota, Metazoa, Chordata, Actinopteri, Salmoniformes, Salmonidae.
UGAAGCUGCAGAGAGAGAGAGUCACGGAGAAAUACGAAAAGAGAGGGCGAGAGAGGCUGUCUGGCUCCAUGUCUGCCCCUGCCCCUUCCACCCGGAGGUCUGCGUCAGGCUCACGCAGACGGACAGCUGCCCCAGUCAGCAACAGAGAUCCCUAUGGCAAUGCCUCUCUCAGCAGCAGCAGCACUAACUCUGGCUCCUGCAAGGGCAGUGAUUGCAGCCCCACCAAGGGGCGUCACAUGAAGGCAUACACCUCAUGUACAGAUAACCAUGGCAUCCGCCCCCCUCCCCCCGAGCAGUACCUCACACCCCUGCAGCAAAAGGAGGUGUGUAUCAGACACCUGCGAGGCCGCCUUAAGGAGACGGUCGACAGGCUGCAGGACAGGGACUCUGAGAUCGAUGCGUUGAAGACCCAGCUGUGUCGGAUGCAGGAGGACUGGGUUGAGGAGGAGUGUCACCGCGUGGAGGCCCAGCUGGCUCUGAAGGAGGCGCGCAGGGAGAUCCAGCAGCUCAAGGAGGUGGUGGACGUGGUGCGCACCAACCUCAGCUCCAGCGACUCCACCGACACCGGUGUCCAGAAAUACUUCCAGGACAUCAACGUCCAGAACCACAAGCUGGAGACCCUGCUGCUCAGCAUGGAGCAGGCUCAGAACGGGGUGGCCAAGGAGCAGGAGGCUGCUGCUGCAGCAAGAGGAGUGGCAGGGGGGUCUCGGGCUGGGAGGCCUGGGACUGCGGGGUCAUGGCCCGGGAGUAGUCCCGCUGCAUCAGGGACUGGAGGGGGUGGCUCGAAGAGUCUGUGUGGGUCCUGUGACGGCUCCCCCUCCCGUUCUCUGACCCAUAGCUCCACCUACACCAAGCUGAGCGACCAUGCACUGGCGGAUAAGAACGGGAAUGGCCUGUCAGGGGAGGAGAACCAUGACAGCGGCUUUGUGUGUUGUGGGGAGAAUCACAGUCACAGUGCAGCCAGCAGUCACAGGGCAGACUUGCUCCUGGAGGCAGCCUUCCUAUCUGAGGAGACAGCCUCACUGCUCAGCACCUACUCCCACCUGCCGCACUCCUCCACCUACGAGAAGCUGUGCACCGGGCAGGACAGGGUGGUGCCCCUGCGCUGUGCCAUGGGUGGGGCGGGCAGCACCAGCCACUCCUGUCUGUCCCACCACCACCUGUACCUGCACCACCUCAGGGAGCAGGCCGUCCAGACAGAGAGCUGCCCCAUCCCCGUGGGAUUGGGCUACGCAUCUGACCUGGACACCAUCGCUGAGCGCACCUUCCGCUCUCAGGCCUGCAGCCCCACCUCCACCUGGGUCUCAGACGAGGGCGACGACCUGGACUCGGUUACCAUGACGUCAGUCACCAUGACAACCCUCACAGCUACAACAGCUGAGCCCGCUCCUGGCACUCCUUUACCCAGCUCUGCCUCUGUCUCCUGUGCAGUGGAUAUGCCCUCCCUCUCAGUGAAGGAGAAUGGGGAGAUGGUGGGAGAGUUGGAGAGGCAUAUGGAGGUAGUGGGGGAGGGCGCGGUGGGGAUGGUAGGCAAGCAGCAGGAGGAGGAUGUGGGAUUGGUACAGUUGUGUAAGCAGGCGGAGGUAAAGGUGCUGGGGUUGGUGGGGGAGGGGGAGGGGAAGCAGGGGGCGGUCAGGGAGUUAGAUCUAGAUAAUCAGAGGGAGGAAGUGGAGGAGCUUUUGGAGGUGAGGAAUCAGGGAGAGGUUGAGGAGGCGAGGUCAUUGGAGGUGGAGGAGCGGCCCCACACCUCCCAGCCCAGGAGCAGCUCGCUACAGCAGGAGAUAGCUGGGGUGACAGUGGUGGAGGGUAAUGAUGAUGAUGAAGAGGCUGAGGUUCGGGGAGCAGAGGAGUCUACCUCUUCUGGGUCUGGACCCGCAGUGAAGAGCUACUGGAGCCGCCACUUCCUUGUGGACCUGCUGGCAGUGGCAGUGCCCGUGGUGCCCACGGUGGCAUGGCUGUGCCAGGGGGCACGGCGCGAUGGACUGCCAAUUUACCACUUCGGCUCCCUGCUGCGUGGCUGCUGCACAGUGGCCCUCUCCUCCCUGCGCAGGGGUGGGGGAGUCAGGCACUACCCCGCGGGCACGGGUGGCGGAGCCAUGGGGGGCACAGAGAUCUGAGACAGGCCACAUGACAGCCUGGGAACUGCACACACACACAGCACUGCCCUCUCUGGUCCUGGGUUCAUCCUCCACCUGAAGUACUGGGUAAAGAAAGGAGGGGAGCGAUGAUUUUGAAUAAAUGAUUCUGAAGACAGGAAAGCCCCAGCAAACCGUAUAACCCUCUCCCGUGGUGGCCUCUUCCACCUCUUCUGCUGGACUGAGAAGGGACGCCAGGAUGUGUCGAACUGACACUGAAUGGUAGAACUGAAUGAUUGAAUGGACAAUGAAUGACCUGAGUGUGACUGAUGGUGAUUGUAACCGCUCUCUCUUGUGUGCAGGGAGACUGAAAGGUCUGUCCGUCACUGUGGCUCUCUUUAUUGGUCCAGUUCCAUUUUAACUUGUGUGUAAGUGUGUGUAUGCUCACACGACAUGCGUGCUCACACAAUGUGUGUGUUGUCUGAGUGUGCAGCAUGUGUGUUCUUCUCUGUGUUGUGUAGCCAAGUACGUACAUUGUGUAGCCAAUGCUCCUAGAUGUCUGGAGGCAAUCACAGCCAUAGCUGUUCAGUAGUUGGUAUACUCAUUUACGAGUGAAUGACUGGAGUCUUGACACAUGGCAGUUCUCCCCUAAAGGUACCAGGCAAGCUGCUGCUGUACAUUUCUGCUUCCUGCCACUGGUGUCCAGAUUAACAAUCACUCUUGUAGCAUUAAGUCCAUGUCCAUCGUCCAAGAGUUAGUUAGUCAUUCCAGAUCCAUGAACCGGAAACAUCUCAAGAAGGAAGCAAAUAGACAUAUAAUAAUUGAAACUAGGUUUAUUUUUCUUUCAAAAAUAGGAAAGGGAUUAUGAACUUUGUGAGGAUUGUCAUGGUAAUUUGUUGUUAUUGGGGUGUUUGCAGUGUUAUGACUGAGAUGGAAGAAUCUGAGUGUCUGAUUGUUUGGGGCUGUAAUGGAUGGAAAGUCAUUGAGGCUGAGCAAGCAGACUGUACUGUAACGUUUUAAUAGUAGUCUUUGUUAGGGACUUAUGAGCCAAACAAGCGCUAAAUGAUGUCCUGGAGAUUGUGAUGCAACCAACAAGAACAGUCCUUUGUUGAAGUAUAUUGAGUUCUUUACAGAAGAAACGGGAUAGAUCUUAUUUCUGUAGUAAUUUAUUAACAAUGUUUUGCACUAUUAUUCACUUUAUGAGGUUAUUAAGCAAUUACUUGAAGUCAAGAUUGUAUGUUUCCAUGGUCUAAUGCGGCCACAGUUUUGCUUCUGGGUUUUUUUUUGUGUUCAAUAUACUUUCAAACAGAUGUAACUGUAUUAUGGAAUAUGUUUCAAAGCAAAGAUGCCAUUUUCCUUUGAACACUGAAAAACAGUUGCCUUCCGUCCAUGACUUUCUUUUCCUGUACACAAUAGGGAAUAUCCUUCUCUAAAUGUUUUGCUGCUUUCUGGAAAGUGCGCUGGAUGUGCGUUUGUUGUUGAUGUUUCUCUAUUCCUUUCCAUUUCUGCUGCUUGACAAUCCCUGCUGUGCAUGUUUUUGCUUAUUUAACCUCUUCACGAUGACUUCCAGCACUUAUGAGUAGUGAAACACACGAGCAGCACUGACAAAAUAGAUUGACUGGUGAAUGAAUGAAAUGCUUGGAGUUCUCUUACACACCUUUCACUGUUGUCAUGUACUUUAGAUAUUAACACUUUCCACAACCCUGUUGGAAUUUGUAAUGUGACUUGAUAUUCUGCGUUGCUGUAAUUUCUUCCCCUUCAUGUUUCAUCAUCAUGACCUGUGAAUGGCCCCCCUGCCGUUUGAAAAAGCCUGCUUUGUGUAAGUAGUUCAGGAAGCCAUAUUCCUUCUUGUAAGGUGAAUGUGUUUGAGAAUGUCUCUAGCAGAAACACAAUGAUGAAAGUAUAGUGUGAUUGAUAAUAAUCAUAUUGAUAUGCAUUUAUAGAUGACUCAUCUGAAGUCUCCUCAACAAUACAUGGCGUGUAGGUCCACGACCCCCCCCAGGAGUGUUUGUCGCUGUAUUUACACAGGCAUCCCAAUUCUGAUGUUUUGGCCAAUAAUUGAAAAAAUAUCUGAUCUGAUUGGUCAAAAUACAAUAUAGUGGCAAAAGAUCAGAAUUGGCUACCUGUGUAAACACAGCUACUGUGGCUUGUUAAACCUGUACUGGACUAUUUUAUAUUUAUCAAGCAAUUAAUUGGUGUUUUAACAGUAAAACAAUGCCCCUUCAUUAUGUACCUCUAUGCACAACAAAUCAAGCUUAACAGCAACGUUUGUGUCUGUGGUGUUAAGUGAAUUACUAAAGGCUAACAGGUCAUGCUCGUGUUAUAGUUACCAUCUGCUAAUUGUUUGUUAUUGCCCCACGUCUUUGUAUUUUUCUGGGUUUUGAAGCAUAAUUACAUUUCUGAUGUUCUGGUCUUGCCACCAUAGCACUUGAACAUGCCCAGUUCUCUCCACCCGUUGCUCUGAUGCUUGAUUUGAUCAUGCACUGCUAUGAUGUCACAUAGUGUAUCUGUCCUUUGACAUUUUAUUUUGGGGAUAAUUCCCUUUCCCCACUGUGUACUGGUUGUAUGUGAAAGGCUUUAAGCAUCAACAAAGAUGAUCAGGGUGAUGGGUUUAUUUAUAGCUCAAAAUAACUACCCAAAUCACAUUGGGAGUCAUUGGAGUUUGUAUUAGGACAUACCUAUAGGUCAUUGGAGCUUGAGUUAGGACAUACCUGUAGGUCAUUGGGAGUCAUUGGAGCUUGCUUUAGGACAUACCUGUAGGUCAUUGGGAGUCAUUGGAGCUUGAGUUAGGACAUACCUGUAGGUCAUUGGGAGUCAUUGGAGCUUGCUUUAGGACAUACCUGUAGGUCAUUGGAGCUUGCUUUAGGACAUACCUGUAGGUCAUUGGGAGUCAUUGGAGCUUGAGUUAGGACAUACCUGUAGGUCAUUGGGAGUCAUUGGAGCUUGCUUUAGGACAUACCUGUAGGUCAUUGGGAGUCAUUGGAGCUUGAGUUAGGACAUACCUGUAGGUCAUUGGGAGUCAUUGGAGCUUGCUUUAGGACAUACCUGUAGGUCAUUGGAGCUUGCUUUAGGACAUACCUGUAGGUCAUUGGGAGUCAUUGGAGCUUGAGUUAGGACAUACCUGUAGGUCAUUGGGAGUCAUUGGAGCUUGCUUUAGGACAUACCUGUAGGUCAUUGGGAGUCAUUGGAGCUUGAGUUAGGACAUACCUGUAGGUCAUUGGGAGUCAUUGGAGCUUGCUUUAGGACAUACCUGUAGGUCAUUGCUAAUGUUUUAGGAAAUUAUUUUUUAAAUGUUGUGACAUUGAUAAAGAGGGAGUCUAGAGUGUGUUGUGUGGAAAGCAUAGUCUUUAAACAGGGUCGUUACUGUAUCCUACAUCCAUGUCACUCUUGAUCUUUAUUUUACAAUAUGAUUGGAAGAUAUCUUAGCACCUCAGAAAUAUUCUGUUUUAUACAUUCAGUCCAAGGAGACCAGGUGCACUGUAGUGUUGGUCUGAGACAGGUUGUGUCAGUGUACAUGUGCAUUAACGUGGGAUGUGUGAGCAUAUAAUCAUAUUUGAGAUUGUGUGGGUUUCUCUGGGAUAUACAGUACAAUCUUGGGGGAAAUCAUUUGACAUUUUCUCUUUGAGGUAUUGUAUUGAAUGUGCAGUAUCUUAUUUUUAGUUUUUAUUUGUCUAAUUGUCUGAUGUAAUGGGAUCUAUAUCAAAGAUGGUUAUGAGACCUAUAUUUUACCUGAAGGACAUUUCCCCUCUUAAAUGCCUUGUAUGGGUAUCAAGUAGCCAUCAUUAUUAAUAGCUAUAGAUCAAUUGUUAAUGUAAAUUACAUUUUAAUGGCAGUGUGUGUAUAGUAGACAUCACUGUUCAUGAGUACAGAUGCAUUUUCACUCCCACCAUACUGUAUAAAGCAAAACCAAAAGACCCCAUAUUAAAUCGCAUGGAGUAAAACUGA